Penicillium daleae is the source of this 609-nucleotide messenger RNA. RefSeq lists its product as uncharacterized. NCBI's taxonomy places the organism in Eukaryota, Fungi, Ascomycota, Eurotiomycetes, Eurotiales, Aspergillaceae. Gene Ontology annotation, molecular function: protein binding. The record is from RefSeq and is a predicted model, not a curated record. The transcript has a single exon. Bases 1 to 609 code for a protein of 202 amino acids.
AUGUCGGGCACACAUUUACUAUAUUCCGCCGUCAGCGAGGGCCAUGACGAAGUUGUCGAGUCUCUUUUAUCUAAGGAAGUCAGUGACCUAGUCGAAUCGUUCAAUAUCAAACCCACAACUAGCCAGUCCCGUCCUGACACGUAUGGCCCAGGCGAUAUCAAUCGGCCGGCGCGAGAAGACCAGCGUACACCAGUGUUGGAGGCAAUCAGGUGGAAUCGAAAGUCCAUCGUCGAACUUCUAGUCGCGAAUGGUGCCGAUCUGAAGACAGUGGCCAAGAACCCUUUUAGCGAUGAAAUGAAUUGGACAGAUUUUCAUAUCCUCGCGACUACCGGGCACAAUACGGACUAUUCAGAGCUGGUGUCGUUCCUUAUCGAUGAGGGCCUACCUCUCGGUAACCCUAGCGGUACCGAGAGCUCACAUCAUCUGCCAGAGACUCCCUUCCUAGUCGCGGUCCAACAUAACGCUUUCAGUUUAGCUUCUACAUUUCUUGAAUACCGCGCAGAUCUCUCGCCUCGAUUAUUAGUUCCGGGUUGCUUUCUUUGGAAUAUCCCACCACAGUCCUUGGGCAUAUCGCUGCCGCUUCGUCGCAGCAUACGAUCUCACGUGUGA